This is a messenger RNA of Penicillium canescens, 1551 nucleotides long. Its product is annotated as cytochrome P450. The record is from RefSeq and is a predicted model, not a curated record. The coding region runs from base 1 to 1551 and encodes 516 amino acids. Gene Ontology annotation, molecular function: heme binding; oxidoreductase activity, acting on paired donors, with incorporation or reduction of molecular oxygen; monooxygenase activity. The transcript is spliced from 6 exons. NCBI's taxonomy places the organism in Eukaryota, Fungi, Ascomycota, Eurotiomycetes, Eurotiales, Aspergillaceae.
AUGCUUCAGGGUGUAAUCGAUACCCAUCAGGCGAGUCUACGUGGGAUUCUUGCUACCGGAGCCUUGGUUAUCUUUGUCGCAUUGUUUUUGGCCACAUUUCAAUUUCAAGUUCUCUGUUUGCCCUUGAUCAAUGGUAGGAAAAGAUUUGAACUUAGCCUUACGAAUUCGAAAAAGCGAUACUAUGCCGAUGCGAAAGGAUUCAUUCAGUCUGGAUUCUCACAGUCAAAAAAUGGAUUUUAUGCAAUUACAGAAAAUGGAAGGGAGUUGAUUCUCGCUCCAAAGUUUGCCGAUGAUAUUCGUAACGACAAACGCUUUAACUUCCAUACUUACCGUGAGCAUACAAUGCUGCCUAAUGUUGCUGGGUUGGACUUGUUUCAGCUCAAUGAUUUGGGCAAAAAGAUACUGAGCCAUGUGAUCGGGUAUAGAUUGACGCAUAACUUGGUUAACCUAAUCCAACCCUUGUCAGAGGAGGCAGAAGAUUCACUUCAAAAGAUAUGGACCGAUAGCCGUGAGUGGCACGAGGUGCCUCUAAGAAACAGCCUUCUUGCAGUCAUAUCCCAACAGUCUUCCCGAGUGUUUCUAGGAAAAGAAUUCUGCCGAGAUCCAACGUGGUUGAAAAUCAACACUGACAUAACAGUCCUUGCCUUCCGAGCGGUCCAAGAGCUGCGCGUCUAUCCAAAUCUUCUCCGCCCAGUGGUAGGGUGGUUCUUACCUGCUUGUCGGGUAUUACGCUCUGAGGUUCGGAAAGCUCGCAAGAUCAUUGAGCCCAUAGUGCAAAAAAGGCGAGACUACAAAGCGGCAUGUCUUCGAGAACAGACCAACCCAGAGCAAUUUUUAGAUACCAUUGAGUGGGCAGAAGAAUGUGCUGGUAGUCAGGCAUAUGAUCCAACUGUUACUCAACUGACCAUCGCGCUUUCUGCCAUGCAUAACACCUCAGACUUUCUCACUCAGCUUGUCUUCGAUCUGUGUGAGCGGCCAAACUUGAUCGAGGAUCUUCGCCAGGAGAUCAUCUCUGUGAGAAAAAAGCAUCCAUGGGGAAAGGCGACGAUACAUCAUCUCAAGCUCAUGGACAGUGUGAUGAAGGAGAGUCAGCGGUUGAAACCUAUUGGUCUCGUCAAUAUGAGACGCCGUGCGGAAAACUCAGUUGAGCUCGCAGAUGGUCUCAUAAUUAGAAAAGGCGAUCUGCUCAUGAUUUCCUCGGCUAACCAGUGGAAUCCGGCCAUUUACCCCGAUCCUGAUCAAUUUGAUGGGUAUCGCUUUUACAACAUGCGUCAAACGCCGGACAAGAAGAACCUUUCACAUUUCGUUUCAACCAACGUGAACCAUAUUGGGUUCGGCCACGGAAGGCAUGCCUGCCCAGGAAGAUUCUUUGCCGCUGCAGAGACCAAAGUGGCUCUGUGCCACAUACUUCUCAAGUAUGAUUUCAAGCUAGUUGGAGAAGCACCCCCAAAGAUCUUGGCGAUUGGAUCAAUCACUAGCGCGAACCCUUUCGCAAAAAUUGCAAUUCGACGUCGAGAGGAAGAGGUUUCACUUGGUGUAUCGGAGCCUUGA